ACAAGAAUACAACAAGCGGGGUCUUCUAGGGUGAAGUAUUUGAUUUAUUUGUGAUGUAUCGUAUAAAAAACUAAGAUGUUUAACAUUAACCCAAAUGCAAGUUUCAAAUAACGAGGUUGAAAGUUUAGAGCAUCUAAGUCAAAUGGCAGAUGAAAUUCCUUGAACCAUCAUUAGCUUGGGAUCAACAACUGUCGUUAAAAAAUAAUUCUGCUGCUUAUUGAGUGAAGAUUGGUUGGAUAAAACACAUCACUGAUGUCAGCAGAAAAGAUGGAGACGGAGAACAUGUACAGUGGAGCAGAGUCACUGUAUGAAGAGAAAGACAACAUCCUCAGUCCUGAGGAUUUGUCCGAGAUGUUGGCAGUAGGAACCAAGGAGGUGCAUGAGAAGGCAGAGAACACUCUGUUUGUCAAGGAGUUCCUCAAGGGUCGCAUCCGCAGAGAGCUCUUCAAGCUUGGUGCCGUGGCACUCUACUAUACCUACACAGCUAUCGAGGAAGAGAUUGAGAGGAACAAGGACCACGCCCAUUUUGCUCCUCUUUAUUUUCCUGCAGAGCUGCACCGCCAUGAGGCCUUGGCUCAUGACCUUGAGUACUUUUAUGGCCCACAAUGGCAGAGCAUGAUCAGCUGCUCUGCAGCCACUCAAAAAUAUGUGGAUCGUAUCCGUCAAGUAGGACAGGAGGACCCAGUGCUGCUGGUGGCUCAUGCUUACACUCGAUACAUGGGGGACCUGUCUGGAGGCCAGGUGCUGAAGAAGGUAGCUCAGAGAGCUUUGAAGCUGCCCCCCACGGGAGAGGGCCUGGAAUUCUACUACUUUGAUGCCAUCCAUAGUGCCAAAGAAUUCAAACAGCUGUAUCGGAGUCGGAUGAACGAACUGGAGCUGGACAUGGAAACAAAGAGGAGACUAGUUUCGGAAGCAGUCAAGGCUUUCCAGUUCAACAUUGAGGUGUUUGAGGAGUUGGAGGAGAUUGGGAAGUCCAUCCAAGAAGAUGUUCUAGAUGUUGGCGUGCCUGCUCAUGGCACAGCAGGUGGCGAUCUCAGCAAAUGUCCCUACUAUUCUGCCAAAAUGGCAGCGAGCGGUGGAACUGCAUGCGUCUGUCAGCUCGCCAUGACUGUUCUCAGACACCCGGCAGGGCAGGUGCUGUUUGCUACUUUGUUUGCUGUUUUGGCUGGAUUGGCCGCACGGUAUUUCAUGUGAUCGAGCCCUCAGCUCAUCUCUCUGGAACUGUGAGUGAGGAGAAACUCAGAAGGAA
Messenger RNA from Thalassophryne amazonica, 1249 nucleotides. RefSeq names its product heme oxygenase 2-like. The transcript is spliced from 7 exons. NCBI's taxonomy places the organism in Eukaryota, Metazoa, Chordata, Actinopteri, Batrachoidiformes, Batrachoididae. Bases 253 to 1194 code for a protein of 313 amino acids. Gene Ontology annotation, molecular function: heme binding; heme oxygenase (decyclizing) activity. The record is from RefSeq and is a predicted model, not a curated record. Gene Ontology annotation, biological process: heme catabolic process; heme oxidation; response to oxidative stress.